UAUACACGCACACACAGAGUGCACUCCCCGUGAAGCCUGAUCCCCUUCCCCUCUGUGCUGUUACCUCUCCCCUGGUCGGGUUGCCGGUGUGUGUGUGUGUGUGUGUGCGUGUGCGUGUGUGUGUGUGUGUGUGUGCGUGCGUGUGUGGCUCGCUCCCUCCUUUCCUCCCUGACAUUCCAGCUGUGCUGAGGGGUGGACUGCCGGAGCGGGAGAGAGGAGAGAGCAGGCGCUCUGAGGGGUGAAACGCACAGUUUGGAAACACUCCUCUUCUUCUUUCCGUCCCCUCGCUUCGUUCCGCUCUCCGCGGGCGUUGCCACGGCUGCGUUUCGGAGUCUUUCCUCACAGCUGAAGCAUCCCCUGAAGCAGUCACUCCGCGCCCCAGAGGAGAGUUUGGGACUCAGACCCCAGGAUUACGCUUGCCCAGCGAGGGAAAGAGCGCUCUUUCAGGAACGAGGGGCUCUGAAGGCCCUGGCGCCAUGGCAACCCUACUGCAGCCUAGCAUCAACAGCCUACAGAGCACAGGUGAGAACAGAUCUGUGCCUCCGUCACCCUCCUGCUCCCCUGCCCGAAAUGACUGCAGCAUCGCCCCCCUCACUCCCUCCCCCUCCCCAAGGGCGGUCCUCAGACCCCGGGUGGCGCGCCCCUUCUCCGUGGUGGUGGCCAUCGAUUUUGGCACCACGUCCAGCGGCUACGCCUUCAGCUUCACCCAGGACCCCGAGGCCAUCCACAUGAUGCGGCGCUGGGAGGGUGGCGACCCUGGCGUGGCCAAUCAGAAGAGCCCCACCUGCCUGCUGCUGACGCCCGAGCUCCGAUUCCAUAGCUUCGGGUUCGCUGCGCGGGACAGCUACCAUGACCUGGACCCCGAGGAGGCCCGGCACUGGCUGUACUUCGACAAGUUCAAGAUGAAGAUCCACAGCACCAGCGACCUCACCAUGGAGACAGAGCUGGAGGCGGUGAGCGGUCGGCGGGUCAGGGCCAUCGAGGUGUUCGCCCAUGCAUUGAGGUUCUUCCGCGAGCACGCCCUCAAGGAGGUGAAGGAUCAGUCCUCCUCAGUGCUGGAGGGGGAUGAGGUGCGAUGGGUGAUCACUGUACCAGCCGUAUGGAGGCAGCCAGCCAAGCAGUUCAUGAGAGAGGCUGCUUACCUGGCAGGGCUCGUCUCCCCGGACAGCCCCGAGCAGCUCCUCAUCGCCCUCGAACCCGAAGCCGCCUCCAUCUACUGCAGGAAGCUGCGUCUGCACCAGGUGAUCGACCUCAGCACCCGGCCGACGGCCAACGGCGUGGAGCCGGAUGGGUCCCACCUCUUCGACUCCAGCUUCAGGCAGGCGCGGGAGCAGCUGCGCAGGGCACGCCACAGCAGGACCUUCCUGGUGGAGAGCGGGACGGGGGAGCUGUGGUCCGAAAUGCAGACAGGUGACAGGUACAUCGUUGCAGACUGUGGAGGGGGCACUGUGGACCUGACUGUGCAUCAGAUUGAGCAGCCGCAGGGCACCCUGAAGGAGCUCUACAAAGCCUCAGGGGGCCCGUACGGAGCCGUGGGGGUGGACCUGGCCUUCGAGGCCAUGCUCUGUCAGAUAUUCGGGGCAGACUUCAUCGAGACCUUCAAGGCCAAGCGGCCGGCGGCCUGGGUGGAUCUCACCAUCGCCUUUGAGGCCCGUAAGCGCACAGCAGCCCCCGGCCGGGCCAACGCCCUCAACAUCUCCCUGCCCUUCUCCUUCAUCGACUUCUACAAGAGACACCGCGGCCAGAGCGUGGAGACCGCACUGCGCAAGAGCAACAUGAACAUAGUGAAGUGGUCAUCGCAGGGGAUGCUGCGGCUGACCCCUGAGGCCAUGAAGGAGCUCUUCCAGCCCACCAUCGACAACAUCAUCAAGCACAUCGAGGAGCUGAUGAGGAAGCCGGAGGUGCAGGGCGUGCGCUUCCUCUUCCUGGUGGGCGGCUUCGCGGAGUCACCCAUGCUGCAGCAGGCAGUGCAGGCGGCCCUGGGGCGGAGCUGCCGCAUCAUCAUCCCGCAGGACGUGGGCCUGACCAUCCUGAAGGGGGCGGUGCUGUUCGGGCUGGACCCCACCGUGGUGCGGGUGCGGCGCUGCCCGCUCACCUACGGCGUGGGCGUACUCAACCGCUUCGUGGAGGGGCGCCACCCACGCGAGAAGCUGCUGGUCAAGGAGGGCCGCGAGUGGUGCACCGACAUCCUGGAUCGCUUCGUGGCCGUGGACCAAUCGGUGGCCCUCGGGGAGGUGGUGAGGCGGAGCUACACGCCGGCCCGCCCGGGCCAGCGCAAGAUCAUCAUCAACAUCUACUGCAGUGCCACGGACGACGCAGUGUACAUCACCGACCCCGGCGUGCGCAAGUGUGGCGCCAUCACCCUGGACCUGCCCGAGCCGGCCCCUGGUACCGCCGGCGCCGACCGCAGGGAAAUCCGCGCCACCAUGCAGUUCGGCGACACCGAGAUCAAGGUGACCGCCGUGGACGUGGUGACCAAUCGCUCCGUCCGCGCCGCCAUCGACUUCCUGUCCAACUGACCCGCUUAGUCGGCUGCAGAUUCGGCAUUGGAGGGGGGGUGGGGUGCCCUCUGAAGACCUGUGUUUGGAGACGCAUUACACUACCUUUUUUACUCUAUAUAUAAAGACGUUUCAAAUCAGCGAUACUGUGUGGCACCCCUGCUCUGACAAAGCUGCAUCAGCUUCCAUAGGCCAUUUUCCAACAUCUUUUUUGCAUAUUUCCCAUCAUGUUUUUCUAUGCACCUCACCCUGACCACAUGUACCUACAUCAGUUUGUUACCAAAAGUACAGGCCUGAGAAUGACCUGGUUUUCAGUCCCUGGAUCCAAAGUGCCUUUUAUCAAGACCAGGAACACUGUGGAGACAACACACCUGCCUCAGCAGGAUAGCUUUCACAACUAUCUGCUCCAUAGGCUGGGACAGCACUUGGGACACCACUAACUAAAGUACCACACCAUAGUUGUGGUAUCGCCACCUAGUGGACAGACACAACCAGUCAAAAAGCUAACUUGGAGGAAUCUGACAUUCACUGCACUGGUCACAUAAAUUGCUGUGGUAAAAAUGUAGUUUAAACACAAAAUAUUAAUGUGUUGUUUAUAAUGAUAUAUUACUGAGAGCAUACACAUGGCACUAGUAAAGGAUGAGACACUAUUUAUGAUCAGGGUAUCUUGUAUGAUUACUUAUGCUUUAUACUGCCAAGGAUGACCGAUCAUUGUUGUGUAAGAACCACUGUACACUUUCCCUGAAAACAACAGCCCCUUUGUACUGGAAUACAGAGCCAUGUCCUCAGAUUUAAUCUGCAUUUGUUAGAUUGAUACACUCAGGCUCUAAGGUCCUGGACUUUGGGAGGUUUGAAGAGAACUUCAGACACUCCAUCCCACCAGAUACUUAAUUCAUGCUGAAUACUGGAUUCACGUGUUUUAACAGAUGU
Megalops cyprinoides (Indo-Pacific tarpon) is the source of this 3428-nucleotide messenger RNA. It is a transcript of the gene hspa12b, whose product is annotated as heat shock protein 12B. The transcript is spliced from 13 exons. Lineage: Eukaryota; Metazoa; Chordata; Actinopteri; Elopiformes; Megalopidae. Bases 477 to 2519 code for a protein of 680 amino acids. The record is from RefSeq and is a predicted model, not a curated record.